GGACUAUGUAAGACCAAGGACCUCGUGUAUGACUUAAGAGCCCGUGUCCGCACAGCCACGCUCUCGCCGACUGGGGAUUUUCGUCACGCUAGAAUGCUGGUGUUUUUCUUGCUUUUGGUCAGCAUUGUGCCAAACUUCACGGACUCCACCGCACUACACCAAGGCUUUGAUCCUGGAAUAAAUGUUCGCAAUCUGGUAAAACGAAGCUCCAGAUCACUUGGUAAUGAAUACUUCACCAAACGCUUGCCUCGGUCUAUCAAGCCCCUCCACUACACCAUCAAACUUCAGCCCUUCAUCAACGGCAACUUCAGCAUCUUCGGCUACGUGGAGGUGGAGAUGGAGGUCCUGGAACCGACGUCUAACAUCACACUCCACAUGGCCGACAUCAUCACUAAAAAUGACACUUUCAAGACAGAUAAACACACAAACACACACGUGGAGAUGGAGGUUCUGGAACCGAACUCCGACAUCACACUCCACAUAGCCAACAUCAUCACGAAGACUGAACCGAUCAAGGUUUCGGCUCUUGGGAAGAGAGGGGGUCAGAGCGUGAGGAUCAAGAAAGCUCGGUAUGACAACAAGGCUCAGUUCCUCAUCCUGCACCUGGAGGAGACGCUGGAGAGAGGGGAGAACUACGCCUUGGCCAUGGAGUUCGUCGGGUAUCUGAACGAGUACCUGAAUGGCUUUUACAGAGCGGACUACGUGGAUUACGACGGCAGUAUCAAGUUCAUGGCCGCCACGCUGUUUCAGCCCACGCACGCCCGCCGCGCCUUCCCGUGCUUCGACGAGCCGGCCCUGAAAGCGACCUUCGAGGUCCACCUGGCGAGGGAGACCUGGAUGACGUCACUCUCCAACAUGGCCCUCGCCGAGACACGACCUGUAGGAGGUCAGGAGGGCUGGGUGUGGGACCGCUUCGAGAGGAGCGUCCCCAUGUCCACCUACCUCGUCAUCUUCAUCGUGUCGGAAUUCACUUACAUCAACGUCACUGGCAGUGGUAACGUGCCUUUCAGAAUCUUAUACAUGCUAUCGAUGAAGCAGAAUCAGUGGCUGAUUACAGUUUCCUCCGCGGCAGUGUUUGCGCACCAGGCUCGCACGGACCAGCUGAGUUACGCAAGCGAGGUCGCCCCCAAGAUUCUGCGUUACUUUGAGGACUACUUCGGCUCCCCUUACAUGCUACCGAAGCUAGACAUCUUUGCUUUGCCCCAGAGUAUUGUGCCGGGCAUGGAGAACUGGGGCCUCAUCACCUUCGGAGAAUCCUAUCUGUUCUACGACCCCGACGCGACUUUGCCACAGAACCUGGAAUUCACGGGGAGUCUAAUAGGCCACGAAUUGGCUCAUAAUUGGUUCGGAAAUCUGGUGACGCCCGCCUGGUGGGAUGACCUGUGGCUCAACGAAGGCUUUGCCACAUUCAUGGGACACGUUGGCUUGGAUCGGGUGAAGCCAGAUUGGAAAAUCAUGGAAACCUUCGUGGGCGGAACCCUCCAGAGGUCCUUCCUUGUGGACAGUCUGGAGAUGUCUCACAAGAUCAGCAUUUCCAUAGCCGAGGUCACGGACGUCAUGCAAAUCUUCGACGCCAUAACAUACUAUAAAGGAGCCUCUGUUGUCCGGAUGCUGCUACAUUGCCUCGGGGAGGAAACCUUCAGAAGAGGACUGAACAACUACUUAAAAGCCUUCAAGUACAGCAAUGCAGUUCAAGAUGAUCUCUGGGAAUACCUGACGGUCGCCGCCCACCAGGACAAAGCUCUGGCAAAGGACCUCUCUGUCAAGAUGAUCAUGGACACGUGGACGCUGCAGAAGGGCUUCCCCGUCAUCGAGGUGAUGCGGAACGCUGAGGGCGCCAUUCUCACUCAGAAAAGAUUUCGGUCUGAAAAAAACAUCCUCAGAGAUUCACACGACUACAGGUGGAUGGUUCCCCUGACGUACACGACUCAGGGCGAGGCCAACUUCACCCAGACUCAGGCCAUGGUGUGGAUGAAGGACUGCGAGGGGCGUAUAAACCUCACCUCUCUUCCCCCGAAAGACGAGUGGGUUAUCUUCAACCUGCAGGAGACGGGCUACUACAGAGUCAACUACGACAACCACAACUGGAACCUACUCAUCCAGCAGCUGAAGGACGACCACGAAGUCAUCCACGUCAUCAACCGAGCACAGAUCAUUGAUGAUGCCAAUGCUCUGGCAGAAGUAGGUCACCUCGACUACAAGAUCCCCAUGAAUAUACUUGCAUACUUGCGGAAGGAAAGCGACUACCUACCGUGGGCUGUGGCCAUUAACAUUUUCAGUUCCUUGAAGAGUUUGUUUAAUAACAGACAAGGAUAUGGCGCUCUUAAGGUACAGUUCUGA
This is a messenger RNA of Penaeus indicus, 2340 nucleotides long. RefSeq names its product puromycin-sensitive aminopeptidase-like protein. Lineage: Eukaryota; Metazoa; Arthropoda; Malacostraca; Decapoda; Penaeidae. The record is from RefSeq and is a predicted model, not a curated record. Gene Ontology annotation, biological process: proteolysis; peptide catabolic process. Gene Ontology annotation, cellular component: cytoplasm. Bases 94 to 2340 code for a protein of 748 amino acids. Gene Ontology annotation, molecular function: zinc ion binding; peptide binding; metalloaminopeptidase activity. The transcript has 14 exons.